AUCAGAACCGGACCGGGACUAGGACCGGACAGGGACGGGACCAGGACCGGACCAGAACCAAACCGGGACCAGGACCGGACCGGGACCGGACAGGCACGGGACGAGGACCGGACGAGGACUGGAUCAAAACCGGACCGGGACUGGGACCAGGACCGGACCAGGACUAGAUCGGGACCGGACCAGUACCGGAGCAGUACCUGACCAGGACCGGACCAGAACAGGACCGGGACCGGACCAGGACCAGCACUAGGACGGGACCGGGACCGGACCAGGACUGGAUCAGAACCGGACCAGAAGCGGAGCAGUACCUGACCAGGACCAGGACCAGACCAGGCCCAGGAAGUCCGCUGCCGAAUCGUACAUUCCCAGCGCUCAGUAGAGCGCUCUGCACAUAUUCCCUGGGUGCCCUGCCUGCAUCUGCCAAGUCCUUGUAUCCAUCAAGCCGAAACUACAAAAGAGGACUGGUAAUAGGACUUAAGUGCUGAGAAUAAAAUACCCAGCCACCAUGAAGGACCGCCUGACUGAGCUGGUGGAGCUGUCUCGCCAGUACGACCAACAGUACCCUGACUCUGGGGACAACCCCGACUCAGCCCGAGAGGACAUCGUGUUCGAGACAGAUCACCUCUUGGAAUCUAUGUACAGAGACAUCCAGGCCAUUCAGAGUGAGAACCACUUGCUCAUGGUGGACGUCCGGCGGCUGGGCAAGCAGAACGCCCGCUUCCUCACCUCCAUGCGGCGCCUCAGCAGCAUCAAGCGGGACACCAAUUCCAUCGCCAAGGACAUCAAGGUGAGGGGAGAGGGCAUCCACAGGAAGCUGCAGAACAUGAAAACUUUUAUCGCAGCAGCAACCGAGAAGCACGGAGAGAAUUCCGCCAUGGCCCGGAUCUCCAAGGCCCACUACAACGUCCUCACCCGGGCCUUCCAGGAAGUCAUGUAUGAGUAUAAUGAGGCGGAGAUGAACCAGAGGGACAACUGCAAGAUCCGGAUUCAGCGACAGCUGGAGAUCAUGGGGAAGGAUGUCUCCGGGGACCAGAUUGAAGACAUGUUUGAGCAAGGCAAGUGGGACGUCUUCUCGGAGAACCUCCUGGCGGACGUGAAGGGAGCCCGUUCAGCCCUGAAUGAGAUCGAGUCGCGGCACAAGGAGCUGCUGAAGUUGGAGAGCCGCAUCCGGGAGGUACACGACCUCUUCCUGCAGAUGGCCAUCCUGGUGGAGGAGCAGGCCGACACGCUGGAUGUUGUCGAGCUCAACUUGGAGAAGACCCUGGACUAUGUGGGAGAGGCGAAAGCUCAGGUGAAGAGAGCAGUGGAGUACAAGAAGAAGAAUCCCUGCCGGACGAUUUGCUGUUUCUGCUGUCCCUGCGUCAAUUAACAGGGAGGUGCUUCUCCCUCUGUGGUUGCCAUUACAGACUGAUCACCUUGAACACAGUUAAGGAACAAAACUCGGAGAGAUGGGUUGUUCUUAUAUAAGUGGAAUCGAGGCAUCCUAUCCCUUCCGGCAAGUGUUGUUGCCAGGUAUUUUCUCAAAUCAAAAAAAUUCCUAAUGAGUUCAGAGAUGACAAGGGUCAAGGGUCAUAUGUUUAUGAUAUACACCACACUCUUGCCUACUUCACUGUUAAGAGACUAGAUAAGGGAAUGACCUCUUCAUCCCUGGAAAAUGAAGGCUAAUCCCACGACCCCAAUGAGCCCUCAAUUUGAGGGCUGUUGAGAUGAUGUCCUCAGAGUGAUUUGGCUUCACUGCUCACAUUGAACUGAGAAUUGAAACUACAUGUCCGAACAAGCCUGGAAGCCUCCUGAACUCUUGAGCCAGAAUCUGAGAGGGAAAAAAAAAUUGCCUUAAAGUGACCUUAUCCUCCCUCUCUCCCUGCCUGCGAGGCAGGCUUUCCUCAGGUUUUUCCCUUGAUUGCGACUUUCUCUCCUUAUCAUCUUUAUUACCAGAUCAAACACUCAUUAUAAGUGGAUCCUUUUCUCUUUUACUUUUAUUGUGUUCCAACAGAGCAUUGCAGACAUUUUUGGGACACUUUCCAGAUAUUUUUAAAGCACUGAGGACUGAAUAGGUGCAUGUUCUUGAGAGAUUAGGGCACCUAUUAAUCAUUUGUUAGCAUGUUCAAAAUAAUUUAAAGUUCACGUGGUAACGUCUAUUUUAUGUGUGAACGCUGAAUGUAUUUGUAUGUACAAGUGUGGAAGAAUUAAUACUAACUACUGUUUUGUAUGCAAAGACCAAGUUGAUUCUCUUUCUCUACACUUGCAACUGGAACUGGAAGGAUAGAACCAGUGUUUUAAGAAAAUCAAUAACUUUAGUUCUUAAACCCUUGUGGAUUAUUUGUUUUCCCCAGGAGGAUGAGUUCUUUCAUCCUCAAGGAUCUUAAUGGACAUUUAUUAAGCACAUACUUUGUUCCUGGUGUAGAAUACAUAUUUCUUCGCCUAGACUGUAAUUUAUUAAUACUGUUUCAAUUAAAAGAGGCAGUUCUCUCCUCCCCCAA
This is a messenger RNA of Ornithorhynchus anatinus (platypus), 2480 nucleotides long. RefSeq names its product syntaxin 11 (gene STX11). Lineage: Eukaryota; Metazoa; Chordata; Mammalia; Monotremata; Ornithorhynchidae. Bases 506 to 1369 code for a protein of 287 amino acids. Gene Ontology annotation, cellular component: SNARE complex; endomembrane system; presynaptic active zone membrane. The record is from RefSeq and is a predicted model, not a curated record. The transcript has 3 exons. Gene Ontology annotation, molecular function: SNARE binding; SNAP receptor activity. Gene Ontology annotation, biological process: intracellular protein transport; exocytosis; synaptic vesicle fusion to presynaptic active zone membrane.